AAUCUUUAUCCUCGUUAUCUCCUCAAUACACAUUCCUCCAAACUCUUAACACGUCCGGAAAUCUAAUCUUUAUUGGUGAUGUCCAUGGUGCGCUCUCCGAACUUAAAUCAUUAUUAACACUAAUAAAGUAUGAUCCCUCCAAAGAUCAUCUAGUUUUCUUGGGAGAUUUAGUAGCCAAGGGUCCAGACUCAUUAGAAGUCAUAAAAUUCGUGAAAAAGAUAAAUGAAAAAGGAAAAGUCAGUUGUGUCCGUGGAAAUCAUGACGAUAAAUUAUUGAGAUGGAAAUUUUUUAUGGAGGUGCUUGAUGCAAAAGAAGUUCAGUUAGAUGAUUAUGUGAGCAAUUACGAAUUGCCAAAAUAUUUGAGUCUGGAGAAUGAACACAUGAUGUUGGCUAGAAAUAUGGAUGAAGAAUUGUAUGAAUUUUUAUCAUUGUGUCCAAUUGUAAUAGAGAUUCCCGAACAAAAUUUAUACGCAGUUCAUGCUGGCCUCUUACCUAACGUACCACUUGAAGAACAAGAUCCAAUUGAUAUCAUGACCAUGAGAAAUAUAAAAUCAGAUGGUCGCCCAACGAAAAGUAAAAAAAAUGGAAAGCCGUGGUCCAAUUUUUGGAAUCACUUUCAAGAUACUUCAUCUACACCAAAACAUGUUGUGUAUGGGCAUGAUUCAG
Acaulospora morrowiae is the source of this 666-nucleotide messenger RNA. Lineage: Eukaryota; Fungi; Glomeromycota; Glomeromycetes; Diversisporales; Acaulosporaceae. The record is from the annotation of a GenBank genome assembly.